This is a messenger RNA of Effrenium voratum, 295 nucleotides long. Lineage: Eukaryota; Dinophyceae; Suessiales; Symbiodiniaceae. The record is from the annotation of a GenBank genome assembly.
GCAGCUCGCCGCUCUGGCAGACGCCACAGACGAGCACAUGGCAAUCGUCCGGGCUGCUGACAGUGAGGACCUUGAUGCUGUGCAGUUCAAGGAAACGUGCUCGGCCUUCCUCAUGAACAUCCACUACCUUUUCCACAAGGCACGGCUGUGGACAGCGCCUCACACCUACGCGGCUGCCAUGCUGCACCCUGACUGCGCGAUGACGUGGCUGAAGAAAGAGCCGCUGCUCAUCAAUGUGGAUGGCCGCCUCAAGCAGUUCGGCGGUGAUCUGAUCACGGAAGAGAUGCAGAAGCGG